AAUGGAAUGGCCUAAAAUGAGGCAACUCCACCCACCCUGCAAAACUAACUCGAUCAAUGUCACCAGCGCGCGUAGUCGGGACUGGAGCCUGUGAUAAGUCUCUCUGUUCCUGUCAAAAACACAGCUGAGAAAUCGAUCCAGUUGUUGCUAUAUGCCCCAUUCAUCUGGAGGAGGUUUGUCGAAUAAAACAAAUUAGAUUUUUAUCUCGAGCGGAUCGUAUAUCAAACAGACGGGGAAGUUUUGAUUUAUACCAUCUUGGACUAGUCCUUGGACGGAAUAUUCCUAUCUAGAUUCUACAGGAAGACUGUUUUGAUGUCUGCGCGGCGGGAGUCUCUAUGGCUGUGUGGACACGUCACUCUGGGCUACGGGCUCUUUCUCCUGGUCGCCCUUCCAGACCUCGCCACAGGCAGGCUAGGGAACUGCAGCCACCCUCUAGUGCCAGAACACGGGGGCUUCCACUGCGAGCCCUCCCCCUGCCGAGGCUUCCCACAGAAGAGCUUGAUCUACUACUUCUGUGAGCCCGGCUACACCAUCCCAAAAGAGGUGCACAGCUCGCGCUGCCGCCACGGCAAAUGGAUCCCCAGCGUGCCCACCUGUCUGUCCACACCAGACAGACAUGUUAACUAUGAGGACCAGGUGGCACACUCACUCCCCAGCGUUGCCACGACGGCGGUGGGAGUGUCCAUAUUCCUUCUCACCACCACGGCCUGCUUGGUGAUCAAGUCCCGCCUUUUUCCCUGUCACUCACACAGCAGGCGCUCCUCUGACCAGAUGGAUCUGAUGGUGGAUGGCCUGCCUGUGUCUCUGCCCACCUAUGAGGAGGCUGUCUACGGGAGCUGGGGGCAACACCUGCCCCCCUGCAUAGGGCCCACCCAGCUCCUAUUGGCCCAGGAGGCUCCAGGUCCAUCAUUAGCUCACAACCAAUCAGAUUCCAGUCACCUUAUCCAUCAAUCCAAUCAAAGCCCCGAGAUCCUUCCGCCCCCUUACGAGGAGAUCCAAUCCCGUCCCAGAGAGAGUCAGAGUGAGGUGGACGUGCGGGCCAUACAAGUUGCACUUCCCGAUGACAAGGACAUUUGAGUGGCUGGCGUAUUUGUGUUACACACCAAUGAUGUACUGACUUGUAAAAUCAUGUGCUCAGGCACUUAUAUGGAUUCAAGCCUACCAGCAUGGAUCGACUUUCUUUUCAGCUUUUAACCUUAUACAUAGCACACCAGUUCUGAUUGGCUAUUUGUAAUGUUAUGAGAUGUAUCCUGCCAUGGAGACAUGGUUUAUAUCCCAUCAGUGAUGGGACCUGAGCCUCAUUUGUUGAGGUGACUUUGGUAAUGCCAUUACUGUUACAUCACAGGGACCUGCACGUCCUUCUUGUUGGUUUAUGAUUUGCGAUGAUGGCAGAGUUGUAGCGUCGAUAUAGGAACCAGCAGACCGACCCUGUUCCCACCUUGCACCUCUCCCCUAUCUGCUUAGAAUUAUUGACCAGUUUGGGGAGACUUGGGGGUAGAAACCCCCAGAAUGUACUUAUUUGUUAUAGACAUUGAAUGUAGUUGUUUCUCUUUUUCUUUUCAAUAGAAAAAAAUGUAAUGUAUGUAAUGUAACAUUUACAUAAUAUUGCAAUUGUUGCAUUGCACAGAAGACUAAAAUUCAACAUUGUUUCUAAUUGUAAAACCUCUUUUCCUUACUCAGUUAUGGUGCUCUCUGGGAAGAAUUAGUCAAAGGAAAGUAGAUCGCAUGGUUGAUCUGAGACAGUCUGCACCCAAAUGGCACUCGAUUACCUAUAAAGUGCCCUACUUUUGACCAGAGCCCUAUAGGCCCUAGUCAAAAGUAGGGCACUAUAGGCCUCCCGGGUGGCGCAGUGGUUGUGCCACCAGAGAUUCUAGGUUCGAGCCCAGGCUCUGUCGCAGCCGGCCGCGACCGGGAGGCCCAUGAGGCGGCGCACAAUUGACCCAGCGUCGUCCGAGUUAGGGAGGGUUUGGCCGGCAGGGAUAUCCUUGUCCUUGUCUCAUCGCGCACUAGCGACUCAUGUGGCGGGCCGGGCGCAGUGCACGCUGACCAGGUUGCUUGGUGUACGGUGUUUCCUCAGACACAUUGGUGCGGCUGGCUUCCGGGUUGGAUGUGCGUUGUGUCAAGAAGCAGUGCGGUUGGGUUGUGUUUCGGAGGGCGCAUGGCUCUCGACCUUCGCCUCUCCCGAGUCCGUACGGGAGUUGCAGCGAUGAGACAAGACAGUAACUACUACCAAUUGGAUACCACGAAAAAGGGGGUAAAAAAAGUAGGGAAUAGGGCACCAUUUGGGACACCAAAUGACGGUAAUAACCAGCUCAUGUUGAAUAAUUAAGUUAAAGUUCUAUGUGGGAAUUUCAGCUUAAAGCGGCAAUCAGCAGUUGAAACAAUAAGCCACCCCGUUUCAGUAAAAAGCUGAAGGAUGGGCCUGAGAAAUUUAACCACUCUCAAAUUCAUAGGCAGGACUAACCAUCCAUGAUAUAAAAAGUAUAGUUUUAGCCAAGUUGUAACAUGGGAUCUGACAUUCUGACCAACUCAUUCUUCUGUUAUGUUACUCAGAACUUUGUACAAGCAGGACGGCCAGGGCAAGGCACUGUGAGGGAAGUGGAGUAGACUCACUUUAACUUGUCAAGCCUGCUAACUAUGUCCAAAUGGAGAAGUACAACAUCCGCUUAUGAGGAAUGCAGAACUACUAUACUGACCUAUUUACUGGAAUCAGUUGAGAAAUUACUGUGUGUUUAUCCCUGAUUUUGAGGUUGUAGUUAGUGAAUGGAAAGACCCAUUGACAAAACAGUUGGUGCAUUAUGGUUGUUUUCCCAUAAAACAGUUUCAAGCAGGAAGUGAUAUGUAAUAGAACAUAGUUCCACAGGUUUUAGUCAGCAUCAGUGUGGGUUUCCACAAAUGGAUCAUGCACAGCAUUCUUUACCUUCCCUCUAAAGCAGGGGUGUCAAACUCAUUUAGCGGGGGGGGG
Molecule: messenger RNA, 2965 nt
Organism: Salvelinus fontinalis (brook trout)
Lineage: Eukaryota; Metazoa; Chordata; Actinopteri; Salmoniformes; Salmonidae
Product: sushi domain-containing protein 6-like
Exons: 5
Coding region: 313-1077 (254 amino acids)
Source: RefSeq, a predicted model, not a curated record